AUGGUCGAUCCGCUCGACUUGCAUGACCGCACCCCAUGCUUUGAGUCGAGCGACGUGGGACAAGCGGCGUCAGAAGUCGUAGUAGUCGCACUUGACUCAGCCCAAGAGACGCCGUUGCCGCCGUCGUCGUCGUCGUCGACUUGUAGUUUUCCAUAUGCUGCAGUGGAAACUCCUGGAGGCAGUCACGUCACGAGAGUGGGACGUGAUCGUGUCAGCAUACAGCCAGUUGAUGCGGCGCUCGAAGACGGUCAAGUUGCAGUGCACAGUAGUGACCACCCGACUAUGAAUGGGGACGUCGAGCAGGUUGUCGUUUUUUCGACGGUGAACCGCACACCGCACGAGUCGCUGGUGGACAUUGACGACAGUAUCGACGCAGACCGUCAAUGGACGUGGCCGGAAAAGGCCGUGGCGACCAUUCUCAAGGACUUGGCCGUGGAUGCCGAGCGUGGACUGGAUACGGCUACGGCUUUGGAUCGACUCGACUCGCGUGGCCCUAAUGCCCUGGACGAAGAGAAAAAAACGUCGGUCGUUGGUAUGUUCUUGAUGCAGUUUACCAAUGUGAUCAUUGGUCUCCUCGUAGCUGCAGCUGUGGCUUCCAUUGCUCUGCAAGAGUACGUCGAAGGGAUCGCGAUCAUUGCCAUUGUGACGCUGAAUGCCGUGAUUGCGACGGUCCAGGAACACAGCGCCAGCAACGCGCUCGAAGCGCUUCAGAAAAUGACAUCUCCACGAUGUAUGGUGCUGCGGGAUGGCGGCCGCCAAGUGCAGAUCCCGAGUGACCAGCUUGUCCCUGGUGACAUGGUCGUGCUGACGACAGGCGACAUUGUACCAGCAGAUAUUCGUCUCGUGUCGAGCGCGGACUUGAAGGUGAAUGAAAUGACCUUGACGGGUGAGUCGGAAGACGUGCUGAAGAGAGUCGACGCGGAGGUGGCGAGCAGCUCGAGCGAGAAAUUGACGGCCACGAACAUGGUGUUUGCUUCGACCUCCAUUGCACUGGGCAAUGCAAUUGGUGUUGUCGUGGAGACUGGCAUGUCGACACGUGUUGGAUCGAUUGCGUUGCUGCUCAAGAGCGGAGGCCGAAAAGCUGACGACGUCAACUGCUGGCAUCAAUCGAAGGACAGCAAUGCUGUCAAGAUGACUCCCUUGCAGCUCAGCCUGCACAAACUUGGUGUCUUCAUGGGCACGGUUGUGCUCGGUGUCUGCGCAAUUGUCUUUGUCGUUGGCAUAGUGCGUGGUAAUGCCGAUCCAAAGCAUCCCGACCGCGCAGUCUGGCUCAAUGUCGUGAUGAUUGCCGUCUCUCUAGCUGUCAGUGCUGUACCAGAGGGACUGCCGAUGGUCGUUACCAUUUGCUUGUCCACUGGCACCGCCGAUAUGGUCAAGAAGAACGUCCUUGUACGUAAAUUGGCUGCAGUCGAAUCACUUGGUGCGAGCUCGGUCAUUUGCACGGACAAGACCGGGACGCUGACGGAAGGGAAAAUGACGGCUGUGAAGCUCUGGAGCGACGCCGUUGAGUACGAGAUCACUGGCACGGGAUUCAAUCCGACUGGCGAUAUUCUUCGCGACGGUGAAAGCCAACUCAAGGGACCAUCGGUGUCCAUUCCCGUGCGCACGACAUUGUUGUCGGCAGCAUUGUGCAGCAAUACGCGAUUGCAGCAAGAGGAAGACGACCAUGGGGCUUUGACGUGGGUUCCCAUGGGCAAUUCAUCGGAAGCGCCGCUCAUUGUUGCAGCUGCCAAAGCAGGUAUCUGGCGAGACGAUGCUCUGCAGAUGUAUCCUCGGGUGAUCGAGGUCCCGUUCUCGUCUUCGAGAAAGAUGAUGAUCAGUGUGAAUGAACUUCCAGCUGGAACGUCGCAGUUGGACUUGUUGCAACUGCCAUGCCCGACAAAGCUGGUUGCCAACGUAAAAGGAGCACCAAAUUACAUUGUCAAGCAGUGCACCACAAUGUUGCGUCAGGACGGGUCGAUUACGGUCUUGACCGAUCGCGAUCGCAACGGCAUUCUGCAAGCUGUCGAUACGCUGUCGUCUGAAGCACUUCGUGUCCUUGCAGUCGCGAUUCGUCCGUUGGACCGGGUGCCUUUUCCAACUCAAGAAGAAGACGUCGAGGCAAAAUUCCAGGCUCUCUGCGGAUCCCUGAUCUUUAUCGGUCUCGUUGCUUCCAUUGACCCUCCUCGAGCGGGUGUCAAGGAUGCUAUUCAGACGGCUCGGCAAGCUUCUGUUCGGACUGUCAUGAUAACUGGGGACUACCUCAAGACGGCUGUGGCCAUUGCUCGUGAUAUUGACCUUUUGCCAGCAGGUAGCGACGAUAUUGACGUUCAAGCUGUGGAUUGCGGUGUCCUGCGCUCGCGUUCAAACCAGUAUGUGUCCGAAGCAGAGCUGGACGAACUCACGAGUCAAGUGUCUGUGUUCGCACGCGCUCGACCAGAAGAUAAGCUCGAGAUUGUCAAGUCUUUGCAACGUCAAGGUCACGUAGUCGCAAUGACUGGCGAUGGUGUGAAUGACGCCCCUGCGCUGAAGAAAGCUGACAUUGGCGUGGCAAUGGGAAUUGCUGGUACCGCUGUUGCCAAAGGUGCUUCAGACAUGAUUUUGACGGACGACAACUUUUGCAGCAUUGUGUCUGCCGUCGAGAAGGGCCGUCAGAUUUACGGCAAUAUCCAGCGCUUCGUGUGCUUUCUGCUUUCGACCAACUUUGGGGAGAUCUCUCUGAUCUUCACGGCCAUUGCCAUUGGUAUGCCCAAUCCUCUGGAACCGUUGCAAAUUCUGGUGCUUAAUCUGUUUGCCGACGGCAUGGCUGCUGUCGCACUGAGUCUUGAAAAAGGGGAUGGCUCAGUGAUGCUAGAGCGUCCCCGCCCUCGUUCCGAGCGCAUUCUCUUUGGUCGUCUCUGGGUCAUUGUGCUGUCGAAUGCCUUGUUGAUUGCUGCUGGCGCCCUCGUAGUGUUCACGUGCGGUCUGUACUGGAACUUUGAGCACAUUCUGCUGGAUGACAUCACGGCUGGCGUUGAUACCGACAAGGGCGAAGGUGCCUACAGGAAUGUCGUCUGUUCUCGCUGGAUGGGCCUGGGUAACAUUAGACAGGAGUAUAGUAAUUGCGGGGCGCGUGAUCUCAAUAACACGUACCUCUUUGCUGAGAGUAUCCGUGCACUGCAAUAUUACGAGAGCGACGAGCUCUUGUGCUUCGGCGGCGACUACGAGUGCGUGUCUGAAGGCACGUCGCGCGCGCAAACAAUGGCAUUUGUGUACAUCACGACCAUGGAGAUGCUUCGCGCGUAUACAGCUCGCAGCUUCACCAAAUCGGUUUGCAAGGACAUGUUCAGCAACAAGUGGAUGCAGAUGGCUGCGCUGGGCUCGCUGGUCUUGACCCUGUCCGUCACCACUAUCCCCGUUCUCAACGAUCGUAUCUUCGGCUUUACGUACAUCCAGUGGUACGAGUGGAUGUUCUCCAUGGUGUUUGCCCUGGUCAUGGUCGCUUUCGGUGAAACGCUCAAGGGCGCCUACCGUCACCGCGACCGUGCUAAGCUUCGCAGGGCAGCCGAAGACAACCACAUGGGUGGAAUCGAUGAUCUCCACGUUGUGCGCAACCGCGUCGAGCCUCUUGGAAUUAAACUAGGGGCCCGAGAUACAUCUGCCGUGCAUUCGUAUAGUAAACAACUGCCUUUUCAAUGA
This is a messenger RNA of Hyaloperonospora brassicae, 3657 nucleotides long. Lineage: Eukaryota; Oomycota; Peronosporomycetes; Peronosporales; Peronosporaceae. The record is from the annotation of a GenBank genome assembly.